UCUUAUCAGGUACCUGGUGAUGGAGGCCAAUGGAGAGAGGGCUUUCCUUGCGGCUAAGUUCCAGAUUCCCCUGAGAGUGGGACAGCGGGAGUCAGGCCCAAAGUGGCGCAGGUCGCCUGUAAGGGUGCUUGUUGGUGGUCCACCCAGGAGCACAGCUGAUGCACGGAGAUGAGGUCUGCAGACAGAUGGCGCCUGUGCGAGGUAUGCAAGCCCUUCUGGGAAAAGAAGAUUACUGACGUAGUCAGAUGGGAUAGUUGAGGUCAUGCACAGAGAAGCGCGCGAGAGAGUAUCCGUUACCCAAGCUGAGGUCA
This is a messenger RNA of Staurois parvus, 311 nucleotides long. NCBI's taxonomy places the organism in Eukaryota, Metazoa, Chordata, Amphibia, Anura, Ranidae. The record is from the annotation of a GenBank genome assembly.